Molecule: messenger RNA, 1826 nt
Organism: Solea senegalensis (Senegalese sole)
Lineage: Eukaryota; Metazoa; Chordata; Actinopteri; Pleuronectiformes; Soleidae
Gene: gng12a
Product: guanine nucleotide binding protein (G protein), gamma 12a
Exons: 3
Coding region: 368-586 (72 amino acids)
Biological process (GO): G protein-coupled receptor signaling pathway
Cellular component (GO): heterotrimeric G-protein complex
Molecular function (GO): G-protein beta-subunit binding
Source: RefSeq, a predicted model, not a curated record
AAGUGCUUCGGGUUGGUCCGCCCCCCUCCGCUCGACAACACUCGAGUCUUCGCGAAGCGUUCAAGUGGAGGAGGAAAAGGAAAGGAGCGAGAGGGAGAGUGUUCGCACUGUGGAGGAAGAAAAGUAAACUAGAGUUCAGUAUUGUCACCAAACCGUAAGCGGGAAGUGAAAGCGUCGACAGCUCGGCUUGUGUAGAGCUAGUUCUUCCACACUCUCAUGUUGUAAACACUGUGGUGUGGCUGUGGCAUUGCGACGUGAGCGACAGAGAGCAGAGGGAAAGGUCUCCUCCCAGUUUGUUGACGGAUAGAGUUUGGCUUCAGUGUAAGGAGACACGGCUAGACCCCGGCCAGUGUUGUAAUUGCCCAGGAUGUCUUCAAAGCCUCACAGUUCCAAUAACACCACCCAUGCCCGGCGGAUGGUGCAGCAGCUGAGAAUAGAGGCCAGCAUUGAGAGGAUAAAGGUAUCCAAGGCCUCUGCAGACCUUAUGAACUACUGCAGUGAACAUGCGAGAAACGACCCUCUCCUCAUGGGCAUCCCUGCUUCAGACAAUCCCUUCAAGGACAAAAAACCAUGCACUAUAUUGUAGUGGAUGCCACUUAGCCUUUAAUGUGUUUUGCUUAUUAAUAUUGCUGUAUUCUGUUUGUUGGAAGGAGUGUGUGUGUGUGUGUGGGGGGGGCACGGCUAUGAGUUCAGUUAACAAUUCAAAGGUGAUUUUCUCAAAGGUAGCUGUGCAUAAAUAAUGAGGUGUUGUGUGGCCGUCCUAUUAGCCUGUAUUUGUUCUCACUGAAACUCUUGACCAUGGCAGUGCCACUGCUUAGGUUGAGCUCUGACCACUAACCAGACUUUGGCUGCAUGAGUUGUGAUGGAAUCAGGUACAAUGUCAUUGACAGCAGAUAUUGUUUUUGAACAGCUCCCUGGUGGAUUGAGUCUGUCCUCUGUAAACAGUCUCACCUCCAUGACCUAAAUGUUAUUGACUCCCUUGCAGCCAAGGUGUCCCUCUUGUCUAUUUUAAGAUGAAUAUUAAUGGCUUCACCAGUGUUUCUACAACUUCUCACCCAGUUUAAAUCACUGAAUUCAAGGUUUACAUCAAGCGUCUACUCAAAUGUUACCACAGUGUAUCUUUGAUUGAUUGGGGCAGUGUUAGACCAAACUAUAAAGUAUUCUGACGCCAUCACACUCUGACCUGUCUACGACAAUCCACUUCCCAUGAAACUGUCCGUCAUCUGCAGUAUGAUUACUAUAAUUCACUGUCGGCUGAUUUAACCAAGCGUCGAGUUCCAAAGAUCUUUAAUCCAAGAUCAUCAUUUAUUCAGAUUCAAGCCAUCGGGAUAAAAUGACCCAGGUGCUGUGAUACUUUAGGUACUUGUGAGAUACAGAGUGUAUGAAGCUGCAGUGAAAAAUGCUUAUAUCAUGUUCAUGUAAGUGCAUAAUAUUUAAUUUAGUGUCAGCUCACAUUGUGUAAAUGAAGAUCUUGGGACCAAUGUAAUUGCAUUUGAAGACAUUUAAAUGUGCAUCUUUAAUAGUUUCAGCCAUUCCUUCUGAUAACUUCUUGGUGGUUUUAAUGUUUUAAGGACGCUGACGUGGCGUAUGACUUUGGCAGCAAAAGUGUUACACUGUGAGCCACGCCCACCUGCUCAACAAAGCAAGUGCUUUUGGUGCAAGUGUUGUAGGUACAGGAGUAUUAAUGAGAAAACCACUCUCCAAGACAGCUCUCUCUUUAAUCAUUCCUUUUUUAAAAAAUGUUCUAUUUUAAACUAUAACACUUGUGUUGGUGUGGGUCUUAAAUCUUCAUAUAGCUGCUGUGGUGAAUAAAAAAAAAAACAAAA